AUGGCCGGAUUGGAGCAGUCUCUCUUUCAGCUCAAAUUUACCGCCAAACUGUUGAAUAGGCAAGCCGCAAAGGCUGCCAAAGAAGAGUUGCAGGAGAAAGCAAAGACUAAGAAAGCCAUGAUGCAAGGUAAUAACGAUAUUGCUCAGCUUUACGCCCAGAAUGCCAUCAGAAAGUCGAACGAAAGAGUGAACUUGCUCAGACUAGCCUCCAGAAUCGAUGCUGUUGCUUCGCGAGUACAGACUGCUGUGACUAUGAGAUCUGUUACUGGCAACAUGACACAGGUGAUUCGAGGAAUGGAUAAGGCACUUCAGACGAUGAACUUGGAGAAAAUCUCGCUUGUUAUGGAGAAAUUCGAGACUCAGUUUGAAGAUUUGGAUGCACUGACCAAUUAUUAUGAGUCUGCCACCAACAACGUGAAUGCUUUGACCACACCACAAGAGGAGGUGGACGAAUUGAUGAACCAGAUUGCUGAUGAAGCAGGAAUCGAGAUGAAGCAAGGGUUGAACGAAACGAAGGUAGAUAUUGUUACGCCUCCAGUGACGAUCACUGAGGAGAAGGAGGAUAAGCUUGCGGAGAGAUUGCGUGCGUUGAGAAAUUAA
Sungouiella intermedia is the source of this 600-nucleotide messenger RNA. The record is from the annotation of a GenBank genome assembly. Lineage: Eukaryota; Fungi; Ascomycota; Pichiomycetes; Serinales; Metschnikowiaceae.